ACGUGACUUUUGUGGAGCUUAGGACCGCGGAAAUGUAGAAGCGUCACAUGCGUCGGUUCGUAACUUCACCAUGGCGACGCGCGGAGGGUUCGGCUGGCUCUGCGUCUGGUACCUGUGCGCAUUGCUGGACGUGGCUUCUCUGCAGGGGUCCGGGGGUAUGCUGUACCCCCGGGAGACCUCGUCCAGAGAGGUGAAAGAGCUGACCGGAGUGUGGAGCUUCAGAGCGGACAUGUCUGCCAAUAGGAAUGAGGGUUUUGACGGGGCAUGGUACAAAAGUCCACUGGCCACUACUGGUCCUGUCCUUGAAAUGCCAGUUCCUGCCAGCUACAAUGAUAUAACCCAGGACUCCAUGCUGAGAGACUUCAUAGGAUGGGUGUGGUAUGAGCGAGAGGUGCAAGUGCCAUCCCGCUGGGUUAAAGAUGAAGGAACACGAGUGGUGCUCCGUGUUGGAAGUGCUCAUUAUUAUUCAGUUGUGUGGGUGAAUGGAAUCCAGGUUGCGGAGCAUGAAGGCGGCCAUCUUCCCUUUGAGGCUGAUAUUGGGGGUGUGAUCAGAGAGGACCCGACUGUGCCCUGCAGGAUCACCAUCGCUGUGAAUAACACUCUCACACUAACAAGUCUUCCUCCGGGCACAAUCACACACAUGAAUGACCGCACUAAAUAUCCUGGCGGGUAUUUUGUUCAAAACAUUUUCUUUGAUUUUUUUAACUAUGCUGGAAUUCAUCGUCCUGUGCUGCUCUACACUACGCCAAAGGUUUAUGUUGAUGACAUCACUGUGUUUACUGACUUUGCAGACAGCACUGGUUUAGUUAAAUACAAGGUGUCUGUGAAGGGUGCGUCCUCGGCUAACCUGAAGGUCACUCUGAUGGACAAAGAUGGUCACUGCGUCGCCACGUCCAGUGGGCCAUCUGGAGUGCUCAAAGUGGCCGACGUCAUGCUGUGGUGGCCAUACCUGAUGCAUGAUAAUCCAGGAUACCUUUAUUCUAUGGAGGUUCAGUUGUCUGCAUCAGAUGGACAGUCUACAUUUGAGGAUGUGUAUGCAUUACCUGUUGGCAUUCGCACUGUGAAUGUUACCAGGACACAAUUCCUUAUUAACAACAAGCCUUUUUACUUUCAUGGAGUCAACAAGCACGAGGACUCUGAUAUUCGAGGCAAAGGCUUGGACUGGCCCCUUAUCGUCAAAGACUUUAAUUUGAUAAAGUGGUUAGGAGCCAAUUCAUUCCGAACCAGUCACUACCCGUACGCAGAGGAGAUCAUGCAAAUGUGUGACCGCCAUGGAAUCGUGGUAAUAGACGAGUGUCCAGGAGUUGGCAUUAAAGACAUCCGAAGUUUUGGGAAUGCUUCUCUAGCCCAUCACCUUUCCGUCAUGGAUGAACUUGUAGGUCGAGACAAAAACCACCCAUCUGUGGUCAUGUGGUCUGUGGCCAAUGAGCCGGCUGCAGAGAUGCCUCCUGCUGAUUAUUAUUUCAGCACAUUAAUAAAGCACACCAAAAUGCUGGACCCAUCCCGCCCUGUUACAUUCAUCACUGACAGUAACUAUGCCAGAGACAAAGGGGCCCCAUAUGUAGACGUCAUCUGUGUAAACAGCUACUUCUCCUGGUACCACGAUCCAGGACAUAUGGAGGUGAUUCCCAUCCAACUCAAAACACAAUUUGAAAACUGGUUUGGGAAAUACAAGAAGCCCAUCAUCCAGAGUGAAUAUGGAGCAGACGCAGUUCCAGGACUUCACAGUGAUCCUCCCAUGAUGUUUACAGAGGAGUACCAGAAGAAUGUGCUACAGAGUUAUCACAGUGUGUUUGAUGAGAAGAGGAAACAAUACGUGAUCGGAGAACUCAUCUGGAACUUUGCAGAUUUCAUGACUGCUCAAGGCAUCACUCGAGUGGUGGGGAAUAAAAAGGGGAUCUUCACCCGACAGAGACAGCCCAAAUCAGCAGCUUUCAUCCUGAGGGAGAGGUACUGGAGGUUGGCAAAUGCAACAGGAAAGUUACCUCCAUGGACCAGAUACCCCUGCUCCCUAUGAUCUGGCCUGUGAUCUGAUAUGUAUGUACUGAGCCCAGAGCAUUGCUGCCAGUGUUUUAUUAUUGUGAGACACUUCUGCAGCGCCUUAUAAAGAGCUCAUUUUCACAUGUCACAUUUGCAUACAUAGAUAUUGUGUGAAGAGGCUUGAAUAGCCAUCAUAAAUAUUUUUACUGUAUCCGGUUAUCAAGAUAAGACGUCAUCACAUUCCUGUGGCCUCCUAAAGAACAUUCCUGUUGAAUAUCAUUUUUAUAUUACAAUUUAGUUUCAUAAUUUGUGUGGCUUAUGCACUAAAGUCUGUUGUAUGUGCAUAUUAUUGUUAGUACUCUUUUUAUAUGAGAGAAAAUGAGAAAUUACUUUUAAUAAUAAAUUGUUAAUAUGUUAUAAUUGGUUGUUUGUCUAAUAUUUAAGGAUUAAGGUAAACUUAAUUGCCCCAUUGACAAAUCUGUUUUCUGCCUUUGAAUGUCCUUCAAUGCCACUGAGGCAACCAAUCAGGAGCAGAGGGCAACUGAGAUGUAGCACCCAGGGACAAAUCCAGAUCUUGACCUAGGCUUGGUCAGAACUACCUUAACUGGUAGAUUUUACUAGGUGCAGGUUUUGGGUUGAUGGGGGAAACUGAAGUGUCCAGAGGAAAGCCACCCAGACCUAGAGAGCAAUUUCAUCUAGAUUAGGACUGAAUUUUGACAAUUGGACAUGGGUAAAUAGGUCUUAUGAGUGACUGCAAUCUUAUCCCCUUUAUCUGUAACUUGACUUUUUGUCUUCUCACCUGAUAGACCUUUGAGCUGCAACUGGACAUAACUAAAGUGUCAUACAGUAUCACUCACAUACAUUAGAUCUCAUGAUCUCUCAACUGAAGAAAACAAAUUGUUGUAUCUUAGCAUUAUAAAUAUUUUAUGUAAAUUCUAUUCAUUUUUCUAAUCUUCAACUCAAAUACUUUAGUAUUAAAUUUAUGAGCUGCUUUUCCUGCUGAUCCAUUUCAACCAGUCAUCCAGAGUUGUCAUUUGCGAGACUUAAUUAGCGUGUUUCGUUUUAAGUUUGUAGAUCUUGUUUACUCCAGGGCUCUAAUUAUUGGUUGCUUUUUGCCUCAAGGCUGUAAUCUUAUACUUGCUUUUACUGUAUACAUUAUUGAGCCACAUAAAAGUCGUUCCAUUAUAUUUUUGCAUAUAGAUUUUUCAUUUGGCAGGAAAAUCAGGAUUUUAUUAA
Molecule: messenger RNA, 3216 nt
Organism: Periophthalmus magnuspinnatus
Lineage: Eukaryota; Metazoa; Chordata; Actinopteri; Gobiiformes; Gobiidae
Gene: gusb
Product: glucuronidase, beta
Exons: 12
Coding region: 71-2017 (648 amino acids)
Biological process (GO): glucuronoside catabolic process; carbohydrate metabolic process
Molecular function (GO): beta-glucuronidase activity; carbohydrate binding
Source: RefSeq, a predicted model, not a curated record